AUGGCUUUUCCUAUUACAAGCACAGGCAUUGAUCAGUUUUCUUCUUUCUUGUCAAAAUGUGGUUCCUUGAGGGCGCUCAUUGUAAGGUCAAUGUGGUUGAAAGAACACUUUAUGAAGUUGCCACCUGUAGUAAGCAACCUUCAACAUUUGAGGCAUCUAAAUCUUUCAAGAUCUGAAAUUGUUGAACUACCCAAUUCAAUUUGUGACUUGUGGAACUUACAAAUUUUAAACCUAAAUGAUUGUGCUGAACUUCAAAGUCUACCCAAAGGCAUGAGAUUCCUCAGAAAUCUUCGACAUCUUUGUCUACGAAGGUGCUUGGAAUUGACUCACAUGCCAAGUGGAAUGGGGAAGUUGACUUGCCUACGGACGUUGAGUAUGGUCAUCUUGGGUGGCAAAAGAGGCUUCCGACUAAGUGAGUUGCAAGACUUAAAUAUGCUUAGAGGAGAGCUAUCAAUUAGGCACAUUGAGAGGGUUGAAGACAAAAAAGAUGCAAAAGAAGCUUGCUUAAUUCAAAAACAGAGUCUCCGCAAGUUGUAUUUGGAUUGGGAUUCUGAAAGAAUGUUUGAAAGGCACAAUGAUGUGGAAGUGCUCAAAGCCUUGAAACCCUGCCCCAAUCUUCAAUUGCUGCAUAUACAAGGCUUCAAUGGUUCAUCUUUUCCACCUUGGAUUUCAACUGUAACAAAUGUUUAUGUCCUCCAAAGUGCAGCGGAGUACAUAGUUGGGGCCCAGGAGAGUACUGCCGCUGUUGCUGCAAUGUCCCCAUUGUUGAAACAACUGCGGUUAACGAGGAUGCCCAACCUAAAAGGAAUGUUAGGAAGAGAAGUCCAAGGUGCUGCUAAUACUCCAGGGGUACUCUCUCAACUUCAAUACUUGUCUUUUGUUUAUUGUCCAACGUUGACAUUGCCAUUGCCACGUAUCCCAUCCCUAAAGAAGUUACUUGUCUGGAAUUGCCCGAACAUGGCAUGGGCUUCAAUCUCCAAUCUCACUAGUCUUAAAUCCCUUAUAAUUAUGGACAUUGAAGGAUUGAGUUGUUUUCCAGAAGAGAUGCUACAAAAUCUUAGCCUUCUUGAAUCCCUGGAAAUUAGGGAGAUGAAGAAUCUUCGAGCCUUACCCAGAAGCUUGGCUAGCCUCACGGCUUUGAAGGAGUUGGCCAUCGCGCACUGUGCCCAGCUGAAGUCUCUGCCAAAAGAAGGAUUGCGAGGCCUUGCUUCUUUGCAGAGUUUCAAUAUCAACGAAUGCUAUAAUUUGGUGAGUCUCUCAAUGGGGACUAAAGCCCUCAAAUCCCUGACUCAUCUACGCAUUUCAAGGUCAAACGCGACAACUCUGCCAGAGGAAGUCAAAUAUUUGCCCACACUACAAAAACUAGAGCUGAAUGAUUUUCCCAAUCUAACUUUAGUGCCGGACUGGUUUGGAAACCACCUAACUUCUCUUCAAGAAUUGACACUAAAAUAUUGUUCCAAGCUUCAAACGGAAACCUUUAUGGUAGGAAGCCUUUGA
Molecule: messenger RNA, 1497 nt
Organism: Coffea eugenioides
Lineage: Eukaryota; Viridiplantae; Streptophyta; Magnoliopsida; Gentianales; Rubiaceae
Product: putative disease resistance protein RGA3
Exons: 1
Coding region: 1-1497 (498 amino acids)
Source: RefSeq, a predicted model, not a curated record